Messenger RNA from Doryrhamphus excisus (bluestripe pipefish), 2610 nucleotides. RefSeq names its product ribophorin I (gene rpn1). NCBI's taxonomy places the organism in Eukaryota, Metazoa, Chordata, Actinopteri, Syngnathiformes, Syngnathidae. Gene Ontology annotation, cellular component: oligosaccharyltransferase complex; membrane. The record is from RefSeq and is a predicted model, not a curated record.
ACGUCAUCACGUUUGAAUGAAUGAAGCGUCAUCUUUUAGCUCACAGAAGAGCAGCGCGGUGGCCUUUCUUUGCUGCUCAGCUACACCCCGUUAUUGAACGGCCCUGACAGCAUUUGCCGUCUGAAUCGCUUCAGCCAUGGCGAGAAGGUGCCUCCUCGGUGCUCUACCGUGUCUUUUGGUCGCACUGUGCUCGGCGGCCGGGCCCGGGACGGAUAUGUUGGUGAACGACGAAGUCAAGAGGACAGUGGACCUGAGUACUCAUCUAGCUAAGAUCACUGCAGAAAUCACCUUGGCUAACCACGGACGAUAUGCCGUCCAAAGCUUCAUAUUAGCCGUGGAACCGGAUCUUGCACCGCAUCUGGCAUACGUUGGCGCCUCGGCCAAUGAUGAUGAAGAGGAGGAUGGCUCACUUAAAAUCCAGGAGACAAAAAUUAACGGCAUAAGCGGGGACCUUUUCAAAGUCACUCUGCCAUCCAGCUUGUCUGUGGGUGAUCAGAUGAAAGUCAAGGUGGAGAUGACGUUCAGCCACGUGCUCAAGCCCUUCCCCUCGCAGAUCACUCAGGCCGAGCGCCAGCUGGUUGUCUUCCAAGGCAACCACUACUUUUACACACCUUACCCCACCCGCACUCAGACCACACGUGUCCGCCUGGCAUCCAAAACUGUGGAGAGCUACACCAAGUUGGGUAACCCCAGCAAGACGGAUGAGAUCAUCGAGUAUGGUCCGUUCAAUGAUGUGGCGUCAUUUAGCGAGGACACCAUGAAGAUCCACUUUGAGAACAACACCCCCUUCCUCACUGUCAGUAGCAUCACUCGCACCAUCGAGGUCUCUCACUGGGGCAACAUCGCUGUGGAGGAGACCGUUGAUCUGCGGCACACUGGCGCCGUACUAAAGGGCCCGUUUUCACGCUACGAUUACCAGCGUCAGUCAGACAGUGGGAUCUCGUCUGUUAAGUCCUUUAAGACUAUUCUUCCUGCUUCGGCACAAGAUGUCUACUACAGGGAUGAGAUCGGGAACAUCUCCACCUCCCACCUGCAGGUUCUGGAUGACUCGGUGGAAGUGGAGGUCAGGCCUCGCUUCCCUUUGUUUGGUGGCUGGAAGACCCACUACAUCAUUGGGUACAACCUGCCCAGCUAUGAGUAUCUCUACACGCUCGGGGACCAGUAUGCACUGAAGAUGAGACUGGUUGACCACGUCUAUGACGACCAGGUGAUUGACUCCAUGACUGUGAAAAUCAUCCUGCCCGAGGGAGCCAAAAACAUCCAAAUGGAUACGCCGUAUAAAAUUGAUCGCAUGCCGAACCAACUGCACUACACAUACCUUGAUACCUUUGGUCGGCCGGUGCUGGUGGCCACCAAGAACAACCUGGUGGAGCAGCACAUUCAGGAUGUGGUGGUUCAUUACAACUUCAAUAAGAUCCUGAUGCUGCAGGAGCCGCUCUUGGUUGUCAGCGCCUUCUACAUUCUCUUCUUCACUGUCAUCAUCUACGUUCGCCUGGAUUUUGCCAUCACAAAGGACCCUGCUGCUGAAGUACGAAUGAAGGUAGCCUCCAUCACAGAGCAGGUUCUCACCCUGGUCAACAAGCGUCUGGGUCUCUACCGACACAUGGACGAGGUGGUCAACCGCUAUAAGCAAUCUCGGGACACGGGGGCGCUCAACAGCGGUCGGAAAACCCUAGAGGCCGACCACCGCGCUCUCACCAACGAGAUCAGUUCACUGCAGGCUCGCCUCAAGGCUGAAGGCUCCGACCUGGCAGAUAAGGUCGGGGAGGUCCAGAAGCUGGACGGCCAGGUCAAAGACCUGGUGUCUCGUGCCAGCCAGGAGGCGGAGCGGCUGGUGGCCGGCAAGGUGAAAAAGGAGGCGUACAUCGAGAGUGACAAGACGCUAGCCAGCAAGAGACACGAGCUCAUCAGUCGCAUCGACAGUCUGCUGGAUGCCCUUUAAAUGCACCACGCACCCACAUCAUCAUCAUCAUGUCUAAGUAUGACAACCCUAGUAAAUGUGACCAACAUGCUUUUUUUUUUAUUUACAUCCUGUACAGCCAGUAACGCGUCAUCUUGUGGUCACAAUGAGUUUAUCCAAACACUUGUGCCUUGUCAUACUGGAUCAGAGUCAAUUCUCUUCUCGGCUUUGUUAGCGUUGUCACAUAUGCUCAGAUUGACGUGACAUUUUCAUGUUUAUCUCGCAACCUUUUUUGGUUUACGUGUUUCACCGUUUGCAAAAAUGAAUAAAAUGUUCUCCGUUAUGUCUUUUCUCACAUACCAAAUUGUAUGUAAAGAUUUUCUGAAGUGGUUGGGUGUGAUAAUGGUUACUUUGAUAAUUACCUCCAUUUUGCACUUGCUAUUUUUCUAUUUGCCCCUGACAUGAAAAAUUUUAAAGCUCUGACUUUUUUUCUUUUUUUUGUCUGAAACCAUGGUGUUGUCAUUUUCUCGGCUAAAGUCUUUUUCUGUAUUUAGCGUUUUUUUUUCCACUAUGAGAUUAGGUUAUGUGAGUCAAGACAUAACACGGAAAGCUGUCACAUUUGAAAUAAAAAAAAUUUGGAGAACAAAAUUUGGAAUUUAACAUGUUUUUUGUAACAUACUAAGGAUUACAAUAACCUGGUUCACCACAGG